Messenger RNA from Darwinula stevensoni, 1216 nucleotides. NCBI's taxonomy places the organism in Eukaryota, Metazoa, Arthropoda, Ostracoda, Podocopida, Darwinulidae. The record is from the annotation of a GenBank genome assembly.
AUGCGAUACGGCUUGCGCGGAACGCACAUGGAACCGAUGCGCACCGGGCGGAUCCUCCCAGUCGUCCCGAGAGCGAGAUCAAGUAGGCAGUCCGCGAUGAACGCCUCCGACGAUGCGAAGCUCGGCGCGGAAGCGGAGACGAACGGGACGACUACAGCAGAGAAUACGGGAUGGGAGGUGAUCACGGUGGGGGUCCUGUUCGCGUCGACCCUGGUGGGGAACGUGCUGCUUCUCGUCGCUCUCGUCAUGGAACGGGGAAGGAUGACCCGGCUCUUCUACUUCAUCGGGCACUGCUGCGUGGCGGAUCUCAUCACGGCAUUCUUCACCGACUUCACCCAGAUGAUCUGGAAGAUCUACACGUGGUGGUACGGGGGGAACGUGGCGUGCAAGCUGCUCAAGUACCUGCAGGUCCUUGGGAUGUACCUCAGUUCGUACGUGUUCGUGAUGAUGUCCUUGGACCGAUACCAGGCCAUCUGUCACCCGAUGUCCUACCAGCGUCGGUCGUACGCGAAGUGGAAGAUCGCCACCGCCUGGUUCCUGGCGUUGAUGUUCAGCAUCCCACAACUGGUCAUCUUCUCCGCCGUGGACUUCGAGGACAAGGACGGGACCACGAAGACGCAGUGCUACGGGACGUUCGCAGUGGAAUGGGGCGAAAGGGCGUACGUUACGUUCUUCGUGACGACCAAUUUCUUCGUCCCUCUGGUCGUCGUCACGUUCUCGUAUGUGAACAUCUACUGGACGAUCUGGACGAACGCGAGGCGGAAGGAGAUCGCUGCAAGGACGGGGCGAGGAGACGGAGCGGUGAAUCCCAGGGCGAGUUCCAGCGAGAACAUCUCCAAGGCGAAGCUGAAGACGGCCAAGCUCACCACAGUCGUCAUCGGAUGCUACAUCGUCUGCUCGGCGCCGUUCAGCGUCACGUUGCUCUGGAUCGUCUAUGCGGGGGCAGAUGUGGUCACGGAGGCUUUGGGUCCACUGGUGGUGAGCGUGUUCGCUCACAUGCUGGCGCUGAACAGCAGCGUGAACCCGUGGAUUUACAUGUUCUUCAACCGGAAUCUCCUGCGGAACCUCGGGGGGCUGUUCGCCUGCGUCCGGGGACGCGGGCUCGCGGCGCCCGCCCGCUCCGUCUACCGGUCCGCGACACCUUCCACCUUCUGAGACGCUGCUCCACCUUCCGAGACGCUGCUCCACCUUCCGAGACGCUGCUCCACCUUCCGAG